This is a messenger RNA of Cantharellus anzutake, 1295 nucleotides long. RefSeq lists its product as uncharacterized. The transcript has 2 exons. The record is from RefSeq and is a predicted model, not a curated record. Gene Ontology annotation, molecular function: protein-folding chaperone binding. Lineage: Eukaryota; Fungi; Basidiomycota; Agaricomycetes; Cantharellales; Hydnaceae. The coding region runs from base 107 to 1168 and encodes 353 amino acids.
CGAUUAUUUAUCGUUGAUACUUAUACCUCAACGAUCAGUAUAUGGUCCAUAUGAUCACAAUGAUAGGGAGAGUUGCGGUCCGCCCGAGCGCUUUUCUUCUAAGUCCAUGAGGCAUGAUGAAACCAAGCCGCAACUACACAUGAAGCGCUCGUCACGGCCAUGGCCAGCGGCCAAUCAUGGAAAGCCUCAACCUCAGAAGUCUGAGCCAGUGCGCAUUCCCAUCGAUCCGUCGCUGUCUCAGGAGCGAUCACAAGCCAUCGCCGUCAAUUCCCCGGCUGUCGAGACUCAAUCUCCGGAGUCCCAUGCUACCAGUUUCGAGUCCGUUUUGUCAUCUCUCGCCGAUCCGAUGCCCUCAGACCCCAAACCAAUGAAGCCAGAAGUCGAGGCAGCGGCCCGAAAGAUUCAGUUCACAUGGCGAUCUCGCGCUGCUCGCCGCACCGCUCUCUCCAGAAUUGCUGCACUUCGCUCUCAGUAUGACAGUAUUCGCGACUCCUUCGCUCUCCCUGAACAUCCAGACUUCGCCCGUUCUCCAUCCGGCUCUCCGUCUCCCUCCCCACGCUCAUCGAUCUCUCACCCACCACUCCUAUACACGAAGACGAACGCUCCGAUACUUGCGCACGAAGAAGCGUUGACACGCCUUCUAACCAAGCUCGACGCCGUUGAAUCGAACGGUGACCACAAAGUUCGCAAUGCAAGGAGAGCAUUGGCGAAGGAUGUCGAGAAGCAUUCCAAUGAUCUCGAGUUGCAGAUGAGCCUGAAAUGGGAUGAACUGAGCCGUUCCGAGUCGGAGAAUGAGUGUGCCGUAGAUGAUUCAGAAAUGGACGCUGAAAAUGAUCACGAGGCACAGGUCUUGGCACCUGAGGGCGGGUUCGAACCGCUUGCCGCACCAGCUGAGGGACCGAACUCUACAGUCUCAGAGAACGGAACCGUUCCUGCUCCGCAGGGUGAGAUAACAAAACAUUCGUCGUCUUUGCCCUCAAAACUCGAUGACUCCCCCGCCGCUCACUCGGAGGAUUCGAUGGUGGAAUCUGACAUCUCAUUAGCCCGGGACUCUACCGUAUCUUCCGACUCGGACAGCGACUCUGACCGUCAAGAUGAGUGGGAUGAGAUGGUGGUCGAACUGGGCAUCAACCCAGAGGAAGAUUGGGUGGAUGUCCAAACAGAGUAAUUCCAUAUUAGAUUUUCGUAUGUCUUAUGGACUAUAUAUUCACCUGCCUGCAGACCUGCCUAUACAAUACUAUCGUGCAUAUCGUCAAUUUCUUCGUUGCCGCAAGUUGUCAGAAGCCAGUCCGCAU